Messenger RNA from Staurois parvus, 405 nucleotides. Lineage: Eukaryota; Metazoa; Chordata; Amphibia; Anura; Ranidae. The record is from the annotation of a GenBank genome assembly.
AUGUCACAUAUCAGUGCCUACCAGUGCCCAUCAAUGCCACCUGCCAGUGUCCAUCAGUGCCACAUCAAUGCCACAUAUCAGUGCCCAUCUGAGCUGCUUUCAGUGCCAGUCAGUGCCAUCUAUCAAUGCCAGUCAGUUCCACCUAUUAGUGCUGCCAAUCAGUGCCACCUAUCAGUGCCAGUCAGUGCCGCCUAUCAGUGCGCAUCAGUGUCGCCUAUCAGUGCGCAUCAGUGCUGCCUAUCAAUGCCGCCUAACAGUGCCAGCCAUCAGUGCCGCCUAUCAGUGUCCAUCACUGCAGCCUCAUUGGUGCACAUCAGUGAAGGAGAAAAAUCACUUAUUUACAAACCAGAAACUAAGAAAAAACUUCUUUUUUUUUUUAAUUUUCAGUUGUUUUUGGUUUGUUUA